UUUUCCACCUCGGCCAGGAAAACAAAACGCACAUUGUUCAGCAUGGGUGAUGUCAUUCGCGUGCAAAAAGCAGAGACUUCUCUCGUGUGUGUUCACAUGCGGCUGAACAGAAAGCAACAGAUGUGUGGUCAGCGUAUUAAUAUGACAAGGAGGGGGAAGUGGUGAUGGCGACGGGAGGGGGGGAGAUUAAGUCCCAAUGUUGCUCUAGUGAUUUGCCAGGGCUUUAGCUUUGAUGGAAACGGGCACAGGGAGUCUGCCAGUCGUGUCGAGGGAAUGAUGGGCAUCUGACGGCUUUCGGGUGCAAAAAAAAAAGUGGCUCGCAAACUUGUGACAACAGGGGAAUAAAGCAAGGAUCCUAGCUGCAAGGUAAGAUUGAUUGACUUUUGUUGAGAUGGAGUUCAUCCCCAAAACGGCAAAGAAAGAGUGGCUUCCGCAUGACGUAAAGAAACACUUUGAAAAUGGCUUGCAUACGUUAAAUACAACUGAACCGCACCGGUGGUUGAUGGUUGCAAGGAUGCUCGCUUUGCUUGUCAGGGACAUGUUGACUAGUGAUGUCACAUCCCUCCAAAAAGCCAUCCUACCACUUGCCUCAUCGGUUUACAUGAUUUGUCAAAUUGUGCCGCGGGAGCAUCCAAAUUCCUCGUUUCUCUCGAUUGUUGGCGAUCAAAGGGGGUGAGAGCGGACGCAUGAAAAACUGACCAAUGGAACUCGGUGAGGCAAUCUGGCCAACUGCAUCCAGCGGUGAACUGACUGGCCGUCAAAAUCGAGCAGGAGAGAAGCCUCUUAGGCGCCUUGUGGUGGAAUGAUGGAGGAAGCCAUUUCAUCUUAAGCUUUCAGGGGUCCGCCGUCCGGAUUCAUUUUGUCCAGUUAGCGGAAUUCCAAAGAUACCUGCGUGCAGAGGGUGCGCAAAAGCAGAGAGUGGGGGGGAAGUGAGUGUGUGGAUUGGUUGGUAGCAAACAGAGGGAUUAGGGUCAGCCAUGUCGAGCUUCGAGCUUAGAGAUGUUCUCUGCUCCUCCGCUGCGGUGCAACAAGCGGAUGCGAGGGAUUACAGCGGCAGCGCACGUACGCGGGCCGCAGCUGUGCCGUAUACUUUCUGUAUUUUGGCAGCUGACAUGCGGCCGGUCAGGAGCGGUGGCGGCUUUCGGGUCCGAAGGGCCGCCGAGCUGCCCCAUAAGGAGUCCGAGGAGGAAGUCCACCACCAGCACCCCCCCGCGGAAGACCACGGCCGCUCCGAGCAUCACGACUACAACCGCGUGAAGGACAAGUUCAUGAACGAGCUUGACCGGCUACCUGUUCCCAUGUGGGCGGUGGGCGCCAUUGUGGUGGUGAUUUUGCUGUUGGUGGCGUGCUUCGUCUUUUGCCUUUUCAAAAAAUGCUUGGGGAAGAAGAAAAAGCCAAUGAAAGUGAGAGAGAGGAAGACGGGGCGGCGCAGGAAGGCCAAGGAAGGCGAAGGCGAGACGGGAGACAAGGAAGGGGAGGUGAAGAAGGAAGGCGAGGAAGCGGAGAAAGAGCAGGAGAAGUUGGGGAAAUUGGAGUUCUCUCUGGAUUACAACUUCACAGAUUCCCAGCUCAUCGUGGGAAUCCUUCAAGCUCAGGAUCUGGCUGCGAUGGACAUGGGAGGCACCUCGGACCCUUACGUCAAAGUCUUCCUGCUGCCUGACAAAAAGAAGAAGUACGAAACCAAGGUUCAGCGCAAGAAUUUGUGUCCGGUUUUCAACGAGACUUUCUUCUUCAAGAUCCCCUACGCGGAGUUGGGCGGAAAGACGUUGGUGCUUCAGGUCUUCGAUUUCGAUCGUUUCUCCAAGCACGACAUGAUCGGCGAUAUCAAGAUCCCGAUGAACAGCGUCGAUUUGGGUCAACCCAUCCAACAGUGGAGGGACUUGGAGAGCGUGGAGAAGGAAGAGGAGAAACUGGGCGAUGUCUGCAUCUCUCUGAGAUACGUGCCCACUGCUGGGAAACUGACGGUGAACAUCAUGGAGGCAAAGAAUUUGAAGAAAAUGGAUGUCGGCGGCUUAUCGGAUCCCUACGUGAAGAUCGUCCUCCAGCAAAACGGAAAACGUAUCAAGAAGAAGAAGACGACGGUCAAGAAAAACACGCUCAAUCCUUACUUCAACGAGAGUUUCAGCUUCGAAGUCCCCUUUGAACAGAUACAGAAAGUGCAGGUGGUGAUCACAGUGUACGACUACGAUAAACUGGGCAGCAAUGACCCCAUCGGAAAGACCUUCAUGGGUUACGGAGCGACCGGCGUGGGCCUGCGCCACUGGUCGGACAUGCUGGCCAAUCCCAGACGUCCGGUAGCCCAGUGGCACACGCUGUUGCCCGAGGAGGAAGUCGAUGCGGCGGUCAAAGCCAAACCUCGCUGAAGACAACGUGCUGGGUUGUGGGCUGUGGUGGGUUUUUUGUUUUCCCUUUGAUGUGUGUCUCUUCCCUAUUAUUUUUGCAUGUUUUCACUGCAAAAAACAAAAUUGAAUCAACAUCAAAUGCUCUGUUGAUAUGAUUUUAUUUUGAUGCAUUUGCUGGCUGUGCUGUUUUCCAUGCGUCAUGUUUCCUUUGGUAUACUUUGAACAAGCGUAGAUGUCAAAUACAGAUUAAAAAAAAAAG
Hippocampus comes (tiger tail seahorse) is the source of this 2601-nucleotide messenger RNA. It is a transcript of the gene syt5b, whose product is annotated as synaptotagmin Vb. Gene Ontology annotation, cellular component: axon; plasma membrane; exocytic vesicle. Gene Ontology annotation, biological process: synaptic vesicle endocytosis; calcium ion-regulated exocytosis of neurotransmitter. The record is from RefSeq and is a predicted model, not a curated record. The transcript has 8 exons. Gene Ontology annotation, molecular function: calcium-dependent phospholipid binding; calcium ion binding; SNARE binding. The coding region runs from base 978 to 2363 and encodes 461 amino acids. NCBI's taxonomy places the organism in Eukaryota, Metazoa, Chordata, Actinopteri, Syngnathiformes, Syngnathidae.